Rhagoletis zephyria (snowberry fruit fly) is the source of this 843-nucleotide messenger RNA. Its product is annotated as putative nuclease HARBI1. The record is from RefSeq and is a predicted model, not a curated record. Lineage: Eukaryota; Metazoa; Arthropoda; Insecta; Diptera; Tephritidae.
AUGCUUUUACUAACACUGCGUUUCUUUGCAACUGGCUGCAUGCAAAGAACUGGCGGUGACCUGUGUGGCGUUUCAAAAAGUUCUUCCUGUCGCGCAAUAAGGAGAGUGUGUCACAACAUUGCAUUGUUAAGACAACGAUUUAUAAAAGUCCCCUUGGAAUUAGAAAGCCAAAGAGAAAUUCAGAGACAAUUUUAUAAAACGGCAAAGUUUCCACGCGUGCUAGCUGCCAUGGACUGCACACAUAUAAGAGUACUAUCUCCAGGUGGGGAUGAAGCAGAACUCUUCCGAAACCGAAAGAACUACUUUUCAAUUAAUGUGCAAACGCUUUGUGACAGCAAACUGAACAUCAUGGACAUCGUAGCCCGUUGGCCAGGAUCGUCACAUGACGCAAUAAUACUUAAAAAUUCAAGAAUAUUUAGCCGAUUUGAAGCGGGGGAGUUCGGGAAUGCAAUAGUCGUUGCCGACAGUGGCUACCCUUGCAAUCGGUGGAUAAUGACACCUUUGUUAAAAGUACAAACUCCGGCUGAGGCGUUAUAUAACGAAUCGCAAAUCAGAACUCGUAAUUGUGUUGAACGUCAAUACGGUGUGUGGAAACGAAGAUUUCCAGUUCUUGCGCUGGGAAUACGAAUGAAUCUCAGGGAAGUGGAAUGUAUAAUCGUUGCAACCGCAGUUUUACAUAACAUUUGCAACUUAAACAACGAUUGUGUCGCACCAGCAGUCUACGAAAAUGAAAUAAAUAAUAUCAUCGAUGCAAUUGUUGAAGUACCCACAAUCUCAACUUCAGGUCGAAAUGACAAUUUAUAUAGAAACCAUAUAAUACAAAACUAUUUCGAAUGCUUGUAA